Messenger RNA from Saccoglossus kowalevskii, 1821 nucleotides. RefSeq names its product alpha-galactosidase MYORG-like. Gene Ontology annotation, biological process: carbohydrate metabolic process. Gene Ontology annotation, molecular function: hydrolase activity, hydrolyzing O-glycosyl compounds. NCBI's taxonomy places the organism in Eukaryota, Metazoa, Hemichordata, Enteropneusta, Harrimaniidae. The record is from RefSeq and is a predicted model, not a curated record.
AUGGGUCCUGCAGGGAAUUUCAAUCUGGUGAAGGUUAUAUUAAGCAUUUUAUUUAUGUUUACGCUGAGUAUAUUAAUAUGGUAUUUGCUGCCUUGUUCAGUCCUCACUCAGUACGGGGUUCCCCGAACUGCCACCAUCGAUAGUGAUAAGGGCAUACAGACAUUGAUAGUCGGUAAUCUAAUUCUGGAUGGGGGCCAAUUUGUGAUUAAGAAUCGCUCUCAUUACGACAGGCUACGAGUCUCAUACGGUGUUGGUGAAGAUUUUAUCGAUGGUUUUAAGGAAUGUAGCGUGCCUUCCCGUGUGUCGGACGAUAUUGUUGACACUGUUUGCGUUGAAAUCCCAAACAAGAUAAAGUUGACAGUAACUCAUUCGCGUUAUGAUUUGAUAGAUUGUUACGAUAUCGAAUGGACAUCAUUGUCGUGUGGUGUUAUACCAAUGGAUUGUAUGCACAUGUCCAAUUCACACUGGUACGGUGGGUCGGCUAAUGUGUAUCAGCAAUGGCCCAUUGAACGCCUUCACAUGUCAAUGCAACCGUACGUCACACUACGCGAUGCUUCCGUUCUGGAAAGGUAUUGGCUGAAUAGUCGUGGCGUAGGUAUCAAAGUGGACGACUUUAUCCCGCUGCAUGUCAGUAUGAACAACGAUGAUAUGAUGUUGUGUUUAAAAUCUGAAUACGACUCGAUUGUUUACUCCGAUCAAGGAUGGCCCUUUUUAAAACUAAGUUACCAAGUUUGUCUCGGCAAUGACGUAAAAACAACACACCAGUUUAUGUCGAGGAGACAUUUUGAUUUACCCAAGGGCAUGCCGAAUGAGGAUUUACUCCGGUACCCAAUCUGGACCACUUGGCCAACGUAUGCAGGGGAAAUAAAUGAAAGUAGUAUAUUGGAAUUCGCAGAUAAUAUAGAUACAAACUGGUUUUCUAAGGGGCAAUUUGAAAUAGACAGUUUCUGGUCAAAUGAAUAUGGCGACUUCGAAUUUUCGCCUGAUAAGUUCCCCAAUCCCCGGGGAAUGGUAGAUCAUCUCCAUAGUAUGGGGUUCUUAGUGAGUGUCUGGAUAAGCCCAUUCGCCAGCAUAGAUUCCUAUGCAUUCAGAGAGGGGUUGGAAAAAAAAUACUGGAUUUUGGAUAGAAAAUCUCAAACGCCAGCACUUGUGAAAUGGCCGAAUUCGGCUUUUAAUAACAUCGGAGGACUUCUUGACGUCACAAACCCUGACGCUGUGGAUUGGUUUCUGGGAAGACUGGAAAAAUUACGUCAUGAUAUUGGAAUUGAUACCUUUAAGUGUAAAGGCGGAGAAGUAUAUUACCUUCCUAACAGUUAUACAAACAGUCAUCCGUUGCGAAGUCCAAAUGAAUACAGUACAAAAUACGUGGAAAUGGUGGCCAGGCUAGGGGACAGGAUCGAUGUCAACCUUGCUUCUAAAACUCACAAGUUAUCGGUAUUAGUUCGAACGUUCAAUAAAAAUCCCUACCGGAAUUAUAAUAAUGGAAUCAAAAGUAUUAUACCAACUGCACUGACGACGGGAAUUCUUGGUUAUCCAUUUGUUUUACUGGAUAUGGUAGGUGGGGACGCUUGGGAGCAAGGCGAUCUUGACGGUGAUCCUGACAGGGAACUUUUCAUUCGCUGGGUGCAACUGAGUGCUUACCUACCCGUCAUGAAAUUCUCUGUAUGUCCAUGGGAAUUCAACUCGGCGGUUAUUGACAUAACUCGGAAAAUGGUCGAAAUUCACGAACAAGUUGUGACACCUAUUAUUUUGAGAGCAGCGCAUGAUGCAAUUAAAUCUGGUAAGAUUAUACAUCCACCACUGACCCUGGCUGUUUCGUAA